GAGGUGUCUGCAUUUUGGGACUAGAAGGGAAGGAACACUUUCCAGGACAGAUUGUGGCUCUAGCACCUGCAUUUCUUUUUAGUGAGUCCUUAAAUUUGAGCAGUGACUGAGAGAGUGGAAAUCCCGGAGAAAUGAGAGACCAUCAUUUCAAGCUUGAAAUAUACCAGAGAUUCAGAUGCACCCGAUGGCGAACUCAGAAUGGGGAAAUCGAACGUCAGUCUCAGAAUUUGUCCUCCUGGGAUUUGGAAAUCUUCUAGAACUGCAGCUUCUUCUCUUCCUGCUGUUUCUAGUGAUCUACAUUGUGACCAUGGCUGGGAACAUCCUCAUUGUUACAAUAGUUGAUCAGCACCUUCACACCCCCAUGUACUUCUUCCUGGGUAACUUAUCCUCCUUGGAGACCUGCUACACCUCCACCAUCCUGCCCAGGAUGCUGGCCAGUCUCCUGACUGGUGAUAGAACCAUGUCAGUAAGAAUUUGCAUCAUCCAAUAUUAUUUCUUUGCUUUUCUGUUAGGUGUCGAGUGUUGCCUCUUGUCUGUGAUGUCUUAUGAUCGGUAUUUAGCGAUAUGCAAACCUCUGCAUUAUGCAGCCCUCAUGAAUGGCAGGCUCUGCCUCCAGCUAGCAGCUGGGUCUUGGAUAAAUGGGCUUCUGGCUAGUAAUAUAAUGACAUCCUUGAUGUCACAGUUAUCUUUCUGUGGCCCCAAUAAAGUUGACCAUUUUUUUUGUGAUUUCACCCCAGUAAAAAAACUGUCCUGCAGCAACACCACGCUGAUGGACAUUGUGGCUUUCCUUAUGACUGCAAUAUUCACCCUGCCCCCAUUUCUAUUGACACUGACAUCCUACAUUUGCAUCAUCACCACUAUCCUGAGAGUUCCUUCCACUAGGAGGAAGAAAGCCUUUUCCACCUGCUCUUCUCACCUCAUUGUUGUGACAACUUUCUAUGGGACGCUGAUGAUUGUCUACAUGCUCCCAGACACCAACACACUGAAGGUCCUUAACAAAGUGUUCUCCAUCCUCUACACUGUUCUGACUCCCAUGGUUAACCCCCUCAUCUACAGCCUGAGGAACAGAGAGGUCAAGGAGGCCCUGAGAAGAGCCAUCAAUGCCUUUUUAAUGUUCAUGGGAAUUGAGAGGAGGUCAAAUUCAAGGGCUUGUGUACAAGGGGAAAAAGCCCAGUGUGGUGAUUGCAAAUAGGUAUUGGUGUGGAAUGGUGGCAUCAGUGCAGAAUAGCUAAUGCAGUGUAAAUUCACACCCUAGCUAUUUUGUAAUAACUUCCCGCGGAAAACCCAUUUUGUAUAAACGCUGCAAUUGUUUCAUCUUAGAGAGAAAAUGGGGAACCUCUCCAC
Messenger RNA from Chelonoidis abingdonii (Abingdon island giant tortoise), 1344 nucleotides. RefSeq names its product olfactory receptor 10A7-like. Gene Ontology annotation, cellular component: membrane. NCBI's taxonomy places the organism in Eukaryota, Metazoa, Chordata, Testudines, Testudinidae. Gene Ontology annotation, biological process: G protein-coupled receptor signaling pathway. The record is from RefSeq and is a predicted model, not a curated record. Gene Ontology annotation, molecular function: olfactory receptor activity; G protein-coupled receptor activity.